GGAAAUUGACUGCGAAAUCGUACCAAAUAUUAUGGGAUGGCAAUGGUGGGCGCGUGAUUUUGAACAAAAAGUUGAACUAAACAAUUUAUGUUGGUGUUUCAGUUUAGAGCUUUAUAAAACAUUUGUUUGAUAAUUAAUUUCGACAGUGUUAAAUGAGUUAAAAUUUUAAAGAUUGCAUGUUUAUUCACUUUAUUAUCUGGUCAGAUGGAAAACUUCCUGACCUCAAAGUGGGCCAAUACGCCAUCAUUGUAAUGUUUUGACUAUCUCGACUCUCGCGGUAAGAAAGAAAUGUUGAUUCUUCACAACGAAGACAAACGCUUUUCAAAGGAAAAUGUUAUUUAGUUUACAUGAUGUGUUCUUCUUAUUGAGCAAUGAAAAUCGAUUCUUAGAGUUAAUUUGCAGUACUAACUUCCGAAAGCAGGGCUAGAAUCUAGUCUAAUGUUUUUGAGUGACUGCUGAUGACUUCACAAGGUGAAGGUCAUGUUGCUGUGGAGUUGGAUGCGAUGGAGGCUGCAGCUUGUACAGGGAUUGUUGUUUCCAACCCCAUGUCAGGGGAGAUAAUUGCAUCAUCUUCUGGUGUGGUGACAUCCACCACUGACACUGUCAACUAUUUGACAGUUCAAAGCCAAAAUGGCCCAUUUAUUAUUCAACAGCCGGUCAAGAAUGUCAACAAUGGUCCCAAUGUGGUUAACAAUGGCAGUGCCUUGACCAAGAGUCAUAUUAUAGUGAGGCAGAAGGCUGUCCCUUUGGGUCAGCAGACUACUUCCAAUGUCACAAGUGUUCUUGGUGACAUAGUUACUCUUGACAAGCCUGGGAUGAAGAGGUCUUUACCUUCAUCUGGCAGCAAUGUUAUCACAAAAGUGAUAAUAACCAAAAAUCCAGCCUCUGGUCAGCCACAGCCAGUGCCAGUAAGAACUAACCCACAGACCUUGACACUGACAUCAUUACCUAGUAGUAGUAACCAAAGCGUUGUAUCUGCUUCAUCAGAUCAGCCAGAAACGCCAACCAAAACUGUCACUUUAACCUCACAAGGGAUUGUGUUGUCCCCCAUGACCACAGCUAGUGUUCCAGGGACUAGCACUGCAAAGAUAGUGCCCUAUAAAAUACCAAUUCCUAUAUCUCCUUCAAAGACACCCACAAAGAUAACUAUGAUACCUGUGUCUAGAUCACCCAAUAAAACGACUUUGAACCCAGCCAAUAUUACAGUAUUGUCUCGUGCAUUAAAUACGUUUGCUCAGUCUGGCAAUGUUACUCUAAAGGCUACAUCACCUUCCAAGGUUAUCAUAAAACAAGGUCCUGCUCCCACAGGCUCAGGCUCCUUAACAGUGAAAACCCAAUCUUUACCUACCAUAGCCCCACAGACAGCACAGCCUAUUAGAGCAGUAGCACCAUCUUUACAGACUGUUCAAGCCCCUAAUGCUGUGCAGAAUGCUCGCUUAGCAGUUCAAGAUAAAAAGCCCAUGGUGAUCAAUAGUGUUGGAUCUGUCCAACAAAUACAAGUUCCUGGGAGCCGGUUCCAUUAUGUUCGAUUGGUGUCACCAGUUACAACCAGCACAACACUCCCAACUUCAUUAUCAGUUGUCAAGACCAGUGAUACAUUGAAUCAGGCUUCUGUUGUUCCUAAAAAUGCAAUACCCAUCACUAUGACAACAGCGCCGCAGUUGAAUCAAGUGAAAAUUACUUUACCUGUACAGCAGAAUAUGCCCUUGGCACCGAAACCUGCAGCGACAAGUGUACACCGUGUCAUCCUUCCGGCAACUACAACGACCACUGUGCCUGUGCAGGGCGCUUCUGUUACAUCCCUGGCACCUAUUCAGCCGGCACCCACAGUGUCUAUACAGAAUGUCAGCCAGUUGCCUCCUGGCACCACCAUUCUUUCACCCAGUAAUGCCAAUAUACAGGGCUUAAGGAGCUUUGCUCUGGUGCCUGCUUCAUAUGUCACACAGCUACAAUUAAAUAAACCACUGGUGUCAAAGGCUACCCUCCCGCCUCCACCACCACCACCUCCCUCAGCGCCACUAUCGACAUCAGCAGCAUCAGCUCAGAGACAGACUCGAGACUAUGUACCUAUAGCCAGCAUAGAUCCUGUGGUGACUCAGUACACAGUUUCUAGGAAUGUACCUGCACAAAAUGGCCCCACUUUGGAAGCCACAGGCGCUAGACCUAGAAAACCUUGUAAUUGUACAAAAUCUCAGUGUUUAAAACUGUACUGUGAUUGUUUUGCUAAUGGAGAGUUUUGUCAAAAUUGCAACUGUACAAAUUGUGCUAAUAAUCUUGAGCAUGAAGAGGAAAGAUCAAAGGCUAUCAAAUCUUGUUUAGACAGAAAUCCUCAGGCAUUUCACCCAAAGAUUGAGUGGCGUGGAAUUUCAACCCCGAAUUCCUUACGCAAGGCCAAAGAUAUUGAAGGUAACAGGCGGCAUACCAAAGGUUGCAAUUGUAAACGCUCAGGUUGUUUGAAAAAUUAUUGUGAAUGUUAUGAGGCCAAGAUAAUGUGCUCAAGUUUUUGUAAAUGUUUUGGAUGCAAAAAUUUUGAGGAGAGCCCAGAGCGCAAGACAUUAAUGCACCUGGCUGAUGCAGCAGAAGUUCGUGUUCAACAACAGACAGCUGCCAAAACUAAACUUUCUUCACAAAUAUCCUCUGUACCUUCCAGGCCUCCAACAGCUCCUGCAAGCGGAGAAAGGUUACCCUUUGCUUUGAUUACCUCGGAUGUUGCUGAGGCAACAUCAGCAUGUCUAUUGGCACAGGCUGAGGAGGCGGAAAGAAUGAAAAUGCCUGCAGUAGUCCAAGAAAGAAUGGUGAUAGAAGAAUUUGGCCGCUGUUUAAUGCAGAUAAUAGAUUCAGCAAAUAGAACCAGAACAGCCAAUUCUGUGGCUUGAAAGUAAAUGCAAGUGAUUAAUCAAUGAGAAAAUAAUCUGACCUCUCCAGAUCAAGAUGCUGAGACUGGACUUGCUCCAAGCCAAGUAAAUUGAAUGUCUUCGCCUAGCUAGACAUAACUUGCAGAACUAAAGCUGUGGUUCGAGCUGAAUUUUCUCUGAUACUGAGUCCGUCUUGAAUUCAAAAGCAUGCUGUGAUCAUCACAGAAGUAACCCGUUAAACCUUCGUCUUUAUCCUUGCAGAAUUUAGCAUUAAGUUAAGGUCACUGAAAAAUCAAGUCACUCAUGAGACAAUUUAAGCUGUUGUUUUCCUCACUCAUGAGACAAUUUAAGCUGUUGUUUUCCUCACUCAUGAGAUGAUUUAAGCUGUUGUUUUCCAUCUUUAAAAAAAAAAAAAAAGACUAUCCAUUUUUAAUAUGUUCAUAUUAAAAAUUCUUGUUCCUCCCCAACCUGAAAAAAUAAAGUUCAUUUGAAUGAACAGUCAGAAUUGCAUAAAUUGUUAAAUAUAGUUAGGUCUAAAGUCUUCAUAUAUUUUUAUCUAUAAAUAUUCCAGUUUUAAGUAUAUGUGAAUCUGUAAAAUAUGUAAAAUAAAGUCAAAAGAAACGUCAUUGUUUUAUUAAUAACUAUGCUACUUGCAGAUGUGUUAUGAGCCUGACCAUUGGACUUUCCUCGACCAAAUCUUUAGGUUGAUGAAAUAGUUGAAAAUGUUUGUUUCAUAAUGAGUCUAAUUCUGAUCUUGUAAUGAACUUACUUCAACUAACAUUUCUUGUGAAACAGUUAUUCAAAGCUAAGAAAAUGAUGGUAUAUCAACUAGGCAAUUUGUUUUUUCUCUUCAAGUUUUGAUGUAAACUUGGCAUUUUGGGAUUUAGUGACUGACAAUGUAUACUCCACAUCAUAGAAUGUAGUGGCUGACAUGUAUACCAGCACUUGCUUGACAUAGUGGUAUCUUGUAACACAUUGGUGAGCCAGGCUUCUGAAUAGUUUGGAGGCUAUCUAAGAUUCUCUGAUAUAUUCCAACUUUCCUGCAUAAAGUUUGGGGCAAUUGUUUCUUUAAUGCUUGUGCAUAUAGAUGUCUUUCAGAAGGGGCAAAGUAAUAAAAUACUUCAAAGGCUGAUCUUUGAGAGAAUUAAAGCAUUGCUGAUGUGUCUAUUGUUAUGUUGCAUAUCUAUUAAUCUAAUAGCUGCUAGUAAAGUCAUUAUAUAAUUAAAGAUCUAAUCAGCCCUAAGUCUAAUACUGGUUGAGAUUGUCCUGAAAAAAACCUUUUUUAAAAAAAGCUCACCUUACCUAUGGAUAUAGUAGCAUUCAGACAUAGAAAGAAUUAUUAAUAUGUCUCUCAGUUCUUAACCAAAGAGACUGAAGGUGGCGCUUGUAGUUUAUGAAGUUGGAUAUAACCAGUUAUUAUCCGAUCUACUCCCUUGUCCAUGUGGAUUUUUCAAUGUGAAAAUUGAACUGCCUAAGAUUUCUUUGGAUGUGAUGUUCAUAUUUAUAUUAUUUUUCAAAAAUAAUUUAUGCAUCUCUGUUAGUAUUAAAUAUUAAAAGAAUUGACCAAAUAAUCUUUAUCUAAAUUGGAAGACAGUAGUGUAGGCAUCUAUUUGGCUCAAUUUAGUAUUGUUCUUUUUUUUUUUUAUUAUUAUUAUUAAUUUGCUGCCUUUUUUGUUGUUUAUUAUUAGUUGAUUUUGUUGAAUUUUUAUUAACAAAGAAUAUUGUUAAUAAACAUUAAGAGUAAUAUGUUAUUUGAAUAAUGGAUUGAUAAAAAGCCAUGCCUAAUGGAAUUUUAAUAAAAGAUAUCUAAUUGAAUUCUAGUUAUAACAAAAUUAUACGUUACUUUAGGAAUACAACCGAUGUUAAUGCAGUCUUUCUCCAUCUUAAAUAACAAGUUUAGUUUAUAAGUUUCAGUAAAUUGCUUGAUCUGUUAUUAGAUGAAAUAAAAUGUAUAAUCUAUGUUCUUCUGUUCUGGUAUUGUUGGACUUUUUAUUUGUACAAGGCAUAUUUGAAUAUAAUUUGCUAUUUAUAUUUUACUUUGAACUUUUUUCCCCUAGAAAGCUGCAUAUAAAAUGAAUGUCUCUUAUUUUAGUCAUUUUUAUAUGAAUUUGGUCGUUACCAUUGGAGACAUGGACUUCCUUUAUUAGUCAAAAUAAAUACAGAGUAAACUAAUGAAAAUAAGUUGGUUACUACCUAAUGUCUUGAUGCCCGCCUAAGCUAAAUUAAUGUAGUCAUAGAUAAACAUUUGUAAAAAUUGUGAAAUUUGUCAGACAUUCUUUUCUUUAAUGAUUUGAGGCCUUUAUAGCUUAGAAAGUUGGUUUUUAAAGGCAUUUUGUGUUUUGAUAGAUCAAGCUUGUUAUUAUUUAAUUUGAAGAAUUGCAUUCUUAGUUGAGCAUCAAAUUUUUGCUUUGACCUGCUCUUACCUGGGAGACUAUCAGAUCAUUUUAUAUUUAAUAACAUGGUUUGACUGUAUUGGAAGUGAUCUGAAAAGAUUCUUAUGCAAUGAAUUGAUUAUUUUCACAAAAAUAAUCUCAAAAACUUAUAAAUGCUGCCAUUGUAAAAAAAAAUAUAUAAAAAUCCCUUUUGCUUUUUAUUUCUAUACCUUUUUUUAAAAAAUAUCUCUGUUAAAAAAAUUAUCUUUAAAAAAAUUCUGUAGAGCUAAGUAGGCAAUAUUUAUGUUUAGAAAAAUUUUUUUUGGUAUCUCAAAAACAAAACAAAAUCAACAAUACUGUGACCACAAACUCCAAACUAGUGCUGGCCUGUUCUGUAACUCUUGUUACAGCUCUUUAACAUGUGCCAUAAUAACCAUUUUGUAUCAUGUCUCACUUCAUCUAAUAUUAUAGAUUUUUUUCCCUUCCAACUGUGUUAGGUUGGGCUGGGAGUGAGCUUGUAUGUCUUGAACUCAAAGUAGUCCACAUUUUAGGAUUUCAUUGUUUACCUCUUUAAGUCUGAGUGUCUUGAAUGAAUUUGUGUUUUUCUUGGGAAGAUGCUGGGGUAUUUUUUUUGGUCAUCUACUUUUCAUGUCACAAAAGUUCAUUGUAACAUUGUGUAUAGGAUAUGAAAUAUAUUUCUGAUGUUUAUGUGUGAGAGAAACAUUUUCAUAAUUUAUUCAUUCUCUAUUGCAGUGGUUCCCAACUCUUAGGCAGGCACGACAUGGCCUAAAUUGUGCCGAUGUGCCUCAAAUCAACAAAUCAAAUCAACCAACUCUUAGGGUAUGGCCCUAUUUUGAUAUGGGAUUAUUUACAAUGGGGUAUCCAGUUAGUUUGACUAAAUGAGAGUGAACAAAUGACAAACAUUUAUUUUAAAAAUGUAAACACCUCUCAUUGAGAGGGAAACAUAUUGACUACACUACUAUGAAACAUAAGCUAGUUGUUGCUUAAAGUAAUGAAUACACAGUGGAGCUAAUGUAAACUGUACUCUCUGACCUAACCCCCUUGAAAUAAAAACUUAACCUUUAACUGGCCCACAAGUGGUUAUGAACAUGAACAGUAAAGGUCAUUGAAAUUAAGUACUCCAAGAUGUACCAGAUAUUUAGAAUUAACCAAAGUAAAAAGUAGUCACUGCAUGGUAUGAUUAGCUCAUGUUAGUAAAAUUCUACCAAUACCAUUGCAGAAGGUUCUUAAUUCAAAACUUCAUUGCAUGUGCAGCUCUUUCAAUCGUUUCCUUUCUUGAGCAAAGUUGAUUUUGAGAGUUUUCAGUUCUGCAUUGCUGUGUGUCUAAGCAGAAAGAAAACUUUGGCAAUUAUUUUUUGAAUUUUUAUAUAUAUGAAAAAGAUCAAUAAUUAACAACAUAUUUAAAAGAAUUAAUCUAUUAAGUUUCUUUGAGAAAGCUUAAUUUAGCAGAAUUGCAUAUCUUGGAGACUUGUUUGGAAAGCAACUUAGGAUGAGAAUUUUAAGGAAUUUAAAGAUUGUAAAUCUAAUUUUUUUUUUAACUGGCAAAAUGUGAGAAAUUCUCUGUUUGCUAACUGAAUUUUUAAACAAAUUGUAAAGAACUACAUACCCUCAGUCCUUUGAAGAUAAACCAGAAUCAUUUGUUAGCUCUUAAAUGAAAUAAAAUAAUUUUCUGAUCUUGUAUGUGAUUUGUAUUUAAGGUGGUUAGCAGACUCCUUGACUUGUUUUCACAAGAACUACAGCUCAUGGCGAUGUGACCCAGUUCAAUACUGGGCUCCAUUUGUGUUUUAGACCUCCUUCUUAGCACUUUCUCAUUGACAAGAACAAAAUCAGAACCAACCUGCCUUAGUGUAACAUCUCAAUGAGGGGUAAUCUAUGGGGGUUGAGUGUAGAGGUGGAAAUCAUAAUUCCAUGCAUAGUGAAAAUGUUUCUUGUCUUUAUUUUCCUCCUGGAGAUUGACUAAAUGCUGUCCCCAGCUCUAAUGUUAUGUAAACUAAGGAAGCACUGACUUUGAAACUGAGACUUUGGUGAAACACAAAAGGUUGGGAAGCACUGCUCUAUUGAAACUUUGCUUGAAAUGUGACACUUUUUUUUUUACUUCUUAGCCUGCAUGUUAUUGGAACAUGAAAUGUGUGUCUGCUUGAUAUUCAAUAUGUCUCACUGAGAGAUAAUGUAAAUAGCUCAUUAUAAAUUGAGCAGAAUUGUUUCUUUCCUUUUAAAAAUGUGUACUAUAUUUUAUCCAAAUUUUUAAUGUGCAAGUAGAAUUAUAAAUAAUAUGAAUUGAAAUGUGA
Biomphalaria glabrata is the source of this 7536-nucleotide messenger RNA. Its product is annotated as protein lin-54 homolog. Gene Ontology annotation, biological process: regulation of DNA-templated transcription. The transcript is spliced from 13 exons. Gene Ontology annotation, cellular component: nucleus. Bases 459 to 2876 code for a protein of 805 amino acids. The record is from RefSeq and is a predicted model, not a curated record. NCBI's taxonomy places the organism in Eukaryota, Metazoa, Mollusca, Gastropoda, Planorbidae.